Messenger RNA from Dracunculus medinensis (Guinea worm), 303 nucleotides. The record is from the annotation of a GenBank genome assembly. Lineage: Eukaryota; Metazoa; Nematoda; Chromadorea; Rhabditida; Dracunculidae.
AUGAUGAUUAUCGAAAUAUUGUUUUUAUCGAAACAGUCUGAAAUUUUUACUGAAUAUUUUCCAAAAGCGGCAGCUAAUGGCCAAACGGCGAACACGCGCGAACGGCUUUUCGGUGAACAGCCAAAACAACCAACUACACCAUCGAAAGUUUCCAACACAUUCAAAUCAUCAAUUUUUGAUAAUUCAGUUCCCGAGUCACCGACUAGAACACCAAAAAAGACAAUCCCUAUACUCGGUGAGGCAUUUCUUAUUUUUUUAUUAGCGCUGUUCCAAAAUAUAUUUCGCAGCCAAACUCAUGCGUGA